GAGCGCCCCACGGGUGGUGCGUUCCGGGCGGCGCGCGGCGGAGCCUGCAAGGACUUGGGGGAGGAAGGGGCGACCCCGCCGGCAGCGAUGAAGCCGUCUUGGCUGCAGUGUCGCAAAGUCACCGGCGCGGGGGGCCUCGGCGGGUCCCUGCCCGCGUCCUCUCCCGCGCGCGGAGCCGGCCCGGCCCGCCGGGCGUACGUGGCCCCCGGCCCGCGGGGCGCUCUCGGGGGCCGGGGCUGCAGGGCGCUGUCCUCGGGCGGCGGCGAGUACAAGACCCACUUCGCGGCCUCGGUGACCGACCCCGAGAGGUUCUGGGGCAAAGCCGCGGAGCAGAUCAGCUGGUACAAGCCCUGGACCAAGACGCUGGAGAACAGACAUUCGCCUUCCACCAGCUGGUUUGUGGAAGGGAUGCUUAACAUUUGUUACAAUGCCAUCGAUCGUCAUAUUGAAAAUGGUGAAGGAGAUAAGAUUGCUAUCAUUUAUGACAGUCCUGUUACAAACACUAAAGCCACUAUUACCUAUAAAGAAGUCCUGGAACAGGUCUCUAAGCUGGCUGGCGUUUUGGUCAAACAUGGUGUCAAGAAGGGUGACACCGUGGUUAUCUACAUGCCCAUGAUCCCACAGGCGAUGUAUGCCAUGCUCGCGUGUGCCAGGAUAGGCGCCAUCCACAGUCUCAUAUUUGGGGGAUUUGCAUCCAAAGAACUAAGCACUCGCAUUGAUCAUGCGAAGCCCAAGCUGGUUGUUACAGCAUCAUUUGGCAUUGAACCCGGAAGGAAGGUGGAGUACAUACCACUUGUAGAAGAAGCGCUGAGAAUAGGACAACACAAGCCAGAUAAAGUUCUCAUCUAUAAUCGUCCAAAUACGGAAAUGGUUCCUUUGGCUCCAGGUUGUUACCUUGAUUGGGAUGAAGAGAUGGCAAAAGCACAGUCCCAUGACUGUGUUCCUGUUCUUUCUGAACAUCCACUGUAUAUCCUUUACACAUCUGGAACGACGGGGUUGCCAAAGGGUGUGGUGAGGCCCACUGGAGGAUACGCUGUAAUGCUUAACUGGUCAAUGUCUUCCAUAUAUGGACUUAAACCUGGAGAGGUGUGGUGGGCAGCUUCUGACUUAGGCUGGGUUGUUGGACAUUCCUAUAUCUGUUAUGGACCUCUUCUACAUGGAAACACUACAGUUUUAUAUGAGGGGAAGCCGGUGGGAACGCCAGAUGCCGGCGCCUAUUUCCGUGUGCUCGCGGAGCACGGAGUGGCCGCCUUGUUCACGGCGCCGACUGCAAUUAGAGCGAUCCGUCAGCAAGACCCUGGGGCAGCCUUGGGGAAGCAGUACUCUCUGACAAGGUUCAAAACACUAUUUGUGGCUGGAGAACGCUGUGACGUGGAGACGCUGGAAUGGUCCAAAAAGGUCUUCAGAGUACCUGUGCUAGACCACUGGUGGCAAACUGAGACUGGAUCCCCAAUUACAGCAUCUUGCAUUGGAUUGGGUAAUUCUAAAACACCUCCUCCAGGGCAAGCAGGAAAAAGUGUUCCAGGAUACAAUGUUAUGAUUUUGGAUGACAACAUGCAAAAACUGAAGGCUCGGUGUUUAGGAAACAUUGUGGUAAAGUUGCCAUUACCACCUGGAGCUUUUUCAGGACUCUGGAAGAAUCAAGAGGCAUUCAAGCAUUUAUACUUUGAAAAGUUUCCAGGAUACUAUGACACCAUGGAUGCUGGAUACAUGGAUGAAGAAGGCUACGUUUAUGUUAUGUCUCGAGUUGAUGAUGUGAUAAAUGUUGCAGGUCACAGGAUUUCUGCAGGUGCCAUUGAGGAGUCUAUCCUUUCCCUUGGCAUUGUGGCCGACUGUGCUGUUGUUGGGAAGGAAGAUUCUUUGAAAGGUCAUAUCCCAUUAGCCCUCUGUGUGUUGAAGAAAGAUAUAAAUACAACAGAGGAACAAGUUUUAGAAGAAAUUGUGAAACACGUUAGACAGAGCAUUGGUCCCGUGGCUGCUUUUCGGAAAGCGGUGUUUGUCAAACAGUUACCCAAAACCAGAUCUGGCAAAAUUCCCCGCUCAGCUCUCUCUGCCCUUGUCAAUGGCAAGCCAUAUAAGGUGUCUCCUACAAUUGAAGAUCCUGGAAUUUUUGGGCACAUAGAAGACAUGCUGAAGCAGGCUUCAUGACUUUUUUUCUUCUUUUUUGAGUCACUUUUCUAAUUGGAGUAAGUUUUUAGAAUUACUUCCCAGAAAUAAAUAUUGAAAUAGAAAUAACAUGCAAACUGAAAUGUAAAUUGUAGGGCUUAGUCUAAAAAAAUGUACUUGAAGACUGGUAAGACCUGUGCAUUCUGUCUGAGCCCAGUGAGCACUGUCAGCAGUUGCCUGGACCAUACUCAUUAUAUAGAUUUUCCAGAACUUCCAUUUAAGAAAAAUAUACCCAAUGUGUGAUUUUUAUAAAUUGUAACCCCCACCCCCCACCAAAAAAAUGACACUAAUAUCGAGCCUCUUCCUGAAAUUAGGACUCUGCAGCUUUGAUCCAAGACCUAAACCUCAAGUUGAAGUCAGAAAACAGUUAUUAUUUUCUUAUAGAAGUUCUGAUUAUCUUUGAAUAUUCUUGAGAUGCCCACAGGCUUGGUUAUUUUAAAUGGGUGAAAUGGGAAGUUCCAGAUAAGCAUUGAGACAGGAUUUUCUAGGUAGGAGAAUUUGUCUCCUCACACAUCCUGAGGGAACGCUGGGUACAAAGGUGCAGCUCUCUUCAGCCCUGUGUCCUUAGUCAAGGGCGGUCACAGGCCUGGUAGACAGCAGAGAGGUCGGUUAAUCCAAUCCAAUCUCUUCUUAGUCAUGCAGAUGAGGCCUCUCUGCAGCCCCUCUUACCCUUUCAGGUUCAGAGUUGACUAUAUGCUUUGUAAUGAUCUCAACUUCUUUUGGAAAAAAGGAAAUGAUGUAGAAAUGGGUAAACUGUCAAGGAAAGCUCUUAAGGAAGAAAUGUAAAAUUUUUUACAUUGUACAUAUGCUAAAGACCAGGAGGAGUUUUAAGAGAAACCAAAAUUCCAGAUUUUAUGUGAAAUCUCUCAUUUUAAAAUAACUCACUGAAAAAAAGUUGUCACAUCCAAAGCACAUCUUUCUAUUUAAACUUUUGUAAAAUUAUUGAGCAUUAAAAAAUAACUAGAAAUGAGUCUUUGUGCCAAUUAACCAGAGUAUAUACAGAUAAUUAAAUAUUUGGUUUACUUAGGGUUCUACAUGGUUAUCAGUUGUUAAAGAAUACAUUCAAACUAAAAAAAAAAGAAAAGAAAAGCCAUACCUAUUGGGUCUUUGACAGUUCUCAAAGUAUUCCUCAAUCUUUCAGUCCAUCAGUAACGUUAUUUUAAGAGCAAUUGUCCUAACAUAAAAGUCUGGUAACAUAUGAAGAAAUAUAUAUGAGAGACAAUAGGUGAGCUUAUUUACUUGUUUGUUCCAUAAAAAUUGCUUACAAAUUGUAUGAAGACAUUCUGAAAAUGUUAUGAGUUUUUGGAUCAUACACUAUAAAACAAAUGGCUUCUCAAAGUAAAUUGUCAUUUGCUAAAAUUGACUUUUUGAUUGUUACCCCUGAAAAAAUAUAUUCAUCUAAUUGUUCCCUUUAUUUUAGAAGCCUGAACUAAACUGAUUAGAUAGAUAUUCAAUUUAUAAUUUGAAGCUGUUAGGUUCCUUAAACUGUCUCUUCUCUUCGGUACGUUUUAUCUAUUGUCACAACUGUAAUCUUAACAAAUAAUACACUUUUUAAUGUCUUAGCA
Dama dama (fallow deer) is the source of this 3731-nucleotide messenger RNA. It is a transcript of the gene ACSS3, whose product is annotated as acyl-CoA synthetase short chain family member 3. Lineage: Eukaryota; Metazoa; Chordata; Mammalia; Artiodactyla; Cervidae. The transcript has 16 exons. Bases 88 to 2148 code for a protein of 686 amino acids. The record is from RefSeq and is a predicted model, not a curated record.